Molecule: messenger RNA, 1188 nt
Organism: Cuscuta campestris
Lineage: Eukaryota; Viridiplantae; Streptophyta; Magnoliopsida; Solanales; Convolvulaceae
Source: the annotation of a GenBank genome assembly
GUUAAGGAACAAAGAAAUAUGUUUGAAUAGUCUAACGACUUUUUGGGAUUAGGAGUUAGGGGCUUCGAAGGGAUGUUUGAAAAUUACAGUCCGCCAACAGUUUUGUCAACAUGAAGAAAUCGCGACUUUGAAGGGUUCUCGAAGAACGCGCGCAGCCCCAGAAGACGGAGGCGCAGAGGGCCGAAAUUGAAUCGAAUGGCUACCCGCGUGUUGCCUCAGAACGACGCGUUUUUCAUUUCACAUGGCUCCCCAACGCUCUCCAUCGACGAUUCGUUACCGGCCCGCCAUUUCCUCAAAGCUUUCCGGGAGAAGUUCACGCCGGAGAAGCCGCCCUCCGCAAUUCUGGUCAUCUCCGCCCACUGGGAGACCGAUUUCCCCACCCUCAACGUCAUCCGCGGCCGCAACGACACCAUCCAUGACUUCUACGGCUUCCCCAACCAGAUGUAUCAGCUCAAGUACCCAGCGCCAGGAGCUCCAGAACUAGCAGACAGAGCAGCUGAGUUACUUCUGUCCGCUGGAUUCAAGAAAGUGGGCAAAGACACGAAACGCGGGCUUGAUCAUGGGGCAUGGGUUCCUCUGAUGCUCAUGUAUCCAGAGGCUGAUAUCCCAGUUUGCCAGCUUUCUGUCCAGCCAAACAUGAGUGGAACUCACCAUUACAAGAUGGGUAAAGCAUUGUCUCCUCUUAGGGAGGAAGGGGUUCUCAUAUUUGGUUCUGGAUCUGCCACUCAUAACUUACGGGCUCUCCGUGAUGGACAUGGUCCUCCUCUUUCUUGGGCAAAGGAGUUUGAUGACUGGCUUAAAGAUGCCCUUACUAAUGGAAGGUACGAAGAUGUUAACCACUUUGAGGAGAAAGCGCCCCAUGCCAAAGUUGCUCACCCAUGGCCUGAGCACUUCUACCCAUUGCAUGUUGCAAUUGGUGCCGCAGGGGGAAAUCCCCGUGCAGAACUCAUUCACCGCAGCUGGAGCAACGGCUCACUCUCCUAUUCUUCCUUCAAGUUCACUCCAUGAUACUUCCUGAUACACAGAUCAGCGCUUGUGCAUAAUUGUUAUGUUGUUUCUUGUGUGUAUACGUGAAUAGUUGCAGAACUCUUGUGACAAUAAUGGGUACUAAGGUUGAGCAUCCUUUGUUUGGCUCACAAUACACUUAAUUAUUAUUUUUGUAGGAUACAAUAAACCUAUUUUUUAAAU